Molecule: messenger RNA, 2051 nt
Organism: Acinonyx jubatus (cheetah)
Lineage: Eukaryota; Metazoa; Chordata; Mammalia; Carnivora; Felidae
Gene: CCNI2
Product: cyclin I family member 2
Exons: 7
Source: RefSeq, a predicted model, not a curated record
AUGAGCGCCGACUGGCCGCCCACCCGCAACUGGCCCUGGGCCGCGAGGCGCGCCCGUGGCAUGGCGGUCAACCCCAGGUGCGUGCCAUGCACGAGGCACGAGGCGGCGGUCGCUAGCCCCUCUCACAGAGAGGACGCCUUUCUGGCUGAGAUCUGCCACAAGGUCCAGGAAAUCGUGUUGUCGCUCCUGGGGCUUAAGAACAUUUUUAACUUCUCCCAAAUUACUUUUAACCCGGCUCUCACUACCUUCAGCCGCCUACUGGUUUCAGUAAAGAUAAGAGAGAGAUUACUCCAUUGUGUCAUGAUUACUUGCUUGAGACUUGCUGCCACAUUUAACGAAGAAGAGGAGUUAAUUCCACGCAUAAAAGACUUCAUAAAGCACUACGGCUCUGGCUGUACCCCGGGCGAGCUGCUGAGGGUGGAGCUGGCUAUUUUGGACAGACUGCAUCGGGACCUCUAUAUUGGGAUACCGCUGGACUUCUUGACCAUUGAAAGGUAUGGGGUUUUCUGUUCUAACAUUAAAAACCACGGUCUCUAGUUCCAUGCCCUGGUGGUCCUGGGCUGGCCCCACGUGGUGGAGCUGCUGCCUCAGAGGAAUCCUUCCCUCCACGUCGCGUCCCUGACCAGGCAGCUGCAGCACUGUAUGGCGGGCCACCAGCUGCUGCAGUUCAAGGGCUCCACACUGGCCUUGGUCAUCAUCACCUUAGAGUUGGAGAGGCUCAUGCCCGACUGGUGUACUCCUAUAUCUGAUCUGCUAAAGAAAGCACAGGUCAGUUGUGAGCAGUUGAGCCACUGCAAGGAACUUGUAAAGCAGCACCUGAGAAGUUUGUAGUCCUCUUCCUGCUCAGACAACUUUGUUUCACUUCCCAGCCUCUGUGCCCCUACCCUAGUACCCUUUAGAGCAUCAUGGCAACCCCUUCUUGCUGGGAUGCCUCUAAAUUCUAGGCUUUAUGGAUCCUGUAACAAUAAAGGAAGAAGGCACUGGAAGGCAACUGAGAAAAAGCUCCCGAGUCUUGAGAAGGCAGUAAGGAGAAAAAAGGCAGGUCGGGGGUCCCUUUUGGGAAGGGUGGUCUGACAGAUCAAGACCCUGCUCUCUUCUCUCCCAUGGGUCCGAGACCAGCAUGAAUGAAUGAAUGGUCAUACUGCACCUUGGUUUUCCCUUCUCCUUCAGCAUGGACUGGUAGUGGCCCGUAAGGGAACUGGAGUCAGGCCAGCAGUGGGCCUUGCUCAGGACCGAAGGGCCGGGCUGGUUCUGACUGACCAGCUUGUGCUGCUCCACCUACGGAGCUGGCCAGGUUCUGUCAGCUUCCCAGACUUCUGGGAAGUGUAGCACUUCAAGUGCCACCGACCUUGCCCAUCAUGGCAAAAAUGGGACCAUUUCUCCAAAUGAAUGUCCCCUGACUUGGCCAUGACUUAGGUCUUCUCUUCAUAAGACCUGGAUCAUAAAGUAUGCUUUGUUCAAUGUACAGUAACUUGGUCAAGCUUCACACAUGUUUGUCCUUUGUUACUCUUAAGCAAAGUAGUUUACUACCUUAGAGGAAUUUUAUGUUUAAGAAUGAUCUCAGCAGCUGACCCCUGAUGGGGAAACACAGCUCUGAGAGCUUUAGGUCGAGAUGAGCAGGUUCUGAGGCUGAGGCUGCUCCCAACAUGGCACUGCUAGAAGGAGAUGACUGGCACAGCCGUGAGGGAGAAGCCAACUGUCUCUAGGACAGCAGGACACUACAGAGCCAUUGUCUGGGCAGGAGAGUCCAGCAGGCAGAGCUGCCCCCUGGAGCUGUGUAAGCAGCGUCGGGAAUACGAAUGACAGAACCACACACUUCACAGUGAUUUCUGAAGUCUUGCCACCCUGAGCAGUUUUUUGUAAACAGGCUAAGCUGUGAGGAAUACGACCUGCUGCUAGAUGCAGAGAGGUCACAGACCAGGUAGACUAUAACAGUGCACGUAUGAAUCUCUACCUAUUGUCCACACAAAUUUGCCUGGUGGAGCUUCUGUAAAAAUAAGGUUUAAUUCCUUUCAACCUCAUCAGAAUCUUAUUUUAAAGGUAUUGGAUAU